GGGGACGUUUAUCUGUGCUGCCGGCAGCGGCUGACCUCUGACCGCAAGCCGCAGCCACUGUUCGGCCGGUGGUCAUCCGGAGAGUCGUCCGCCAGAUACGAUGGCCGCCGGAACACCCGCAACGCCUCUGCUCGGCGCCGCCCUCUUGGUUGCCGCGGCGAUGGUUGGACAGCCGGGCGCGGGCUUCCCUGUGGAGCUGCCGGCCAACAACCGCUCCCUGGAGCUGGGCGACUGCUCCUGGGUGGAGGAGGGCUCGCGGGGACACCUGGGAACCGUGGUGUCGCGCUGCUCGGUGCCGAACGCGCGCCUCUCCACGCACGUCACUCUCAGAACCACGCAGGUGGUGUACGCGGGCGAGGCCCCCACGUGCACGAUCAGCUGCGUGCGCGCCCUGGACCAGCUAGCGGAGACGGCGCAGCUGAAUGUGACGCUGACAGGCGGCGGGCCCGGCCACACGUUCGUGUCGCUGGAGGUGCGCGCGCCCGUCGGGUACGGCUACUUCUUCACCGUGGACGCCUACCUCAACUGCACGGGCGGCGUCGUGCCCGCGCUGCGGCAGACCUACCUGCCGGCGCCCUCCGACUUCGACGCCACCGGCGCGGGCGCGUCCGCCCCCUCCUGCUGGCCUUGCGCCGGCGGCUCCUGGUACUGACCACUCACCGUCCCAGCUAGUCCCAGUGAAAUUCGCCCCGGCCUGUGAUAAUGUCGCCGUGUGUAACAGUUCAACUCCUUGGCCAACUACAGUAGUGGCUCAAACUUUGAUAUUUUACACAUAACGGAAUUUUUAUUCAAAGACCUCGCCCUGCUGUCUUUCAGAUGACAUACUUGGUGUUACACUAUCGAGGACGGGUCCAGUAAGAGCAUAAUGAAAGUAGUAGGCAUUCGAGAAUAUUUUGACGUAAUUAUUCAUUGCCAGUUUCAAAUUUACUCUUACCAAAGGAGAGUAAUGAAGUUUGGCGAAUAUUAGUAAAUAUAAUCGGCAUGUUACUUGCUAAAGAAAAAAACAUAUUUUUGUAUGACAGGGCUGUAAACAUGACUAAAUUUUUUUCCGUAUGUAUUCGGCAUGGUCGAGACACAUACCCGUGUCAAAGUAUUUUCUACCCUUGUUACUCAGUAUCCUCAGUAUUACAAUUUUCAGCAUUACCGUCAUCUCUAAUUUCAUUAUCAAUUUAUUGUCAAUCGGGUUCGGCGCUACACGUCAUCUAGAUCUCUAAACACAUAUUGACUGAAUUUUCCCGAACGACAUCCAUCAGAAACCCCAAGUGAAAAUACGCGGUAUGCGCAUCAACUCUUGGAAGCACCGGCACGAUGAGACUGCAAAAAUGUCGUUCGGGAAAGUUUAUCCACUAUGUAUUUAGAAAUUCAUCCAGUAUGUAUUUAGAGGGCCUGAUGACGAUGAUGAUGAAGUGACCGUCGAAACAAGGUACCAGUAAAUUGAUAAUGAAAUUAUAGCUAACGGUAGUGUUUUAAAUUGUAAUAUUCCUAUCGGCUGUGGUCCUCUCUUCAUAUUUAGCAAGGAUAGAUAUGCGGAAAUUGCUCGAUAUUCAGUGUCAUCAAGUAUGAAUGGUUUUUUGAAAUGUGUUGUGGACCCUUCUCUGACUGAUAUAUGACUGUGGACACUUACUUUGCUUUUUUAACUGGUGCUUCGUUUUCAAAAAUAAAUAAAUCAAUAAAAAUUAUAAAAAUG
Molecule: messenger RNA, 1687 nt
Organism: Schistocerca gregaria
Lineage: Eukaryota; Metazoa; Arthropoda; Insecta; Orthoptera; Acrididae
Exons: 2
Coding region: 101-652 (183 amino acids)
Source: RefSeq, a predicted model, not a curated record